Messenger RNA from Anoplopoma fimbria (sablefish), 901 nucleotides. RefSeq lists its product as uncharacterized. Gene Ontology annotation, cellular component: ESCRT I complex. NCBI's taxonomy places the organism in Eukaryota, Metazoa, Chordata, Actinopteri, Perciformes, Anoplopomatidae. Gene Ontology annotation, biological process: endosome to lysosome transport; protein modification process; protein transport. Gene Ontology annotation, molecular function: ubiquitin binding. Bases 264 to 851 code for a protein of 195 amino acids. The transcript has 7 exons. The record is from RefSeq and is a predicted model, not a curated record.
GCCAUUAACGGUUCCACAGGUGAAUAGGGCAGACCUGUUUUUUAUUUUGUAAAACUUUUUAAGUAUUUCAAUGCCCAAAGAAUUAAAAUGUAAUGAAUCCUUCACAGAAAAACUAUUUUGGGUUGGUCACUUAAAGCAGUGGAACAGGAAGGAGGAAUGUCAUAAAGCUGGGCGGUUAUCCAUAAACCGAAGACAGACAGAAAUCCGGAAUUGUUGGGUGUUGGUGACCGAAAAAUACAUUUUCCUCCUGGUUAACCGUAAUCAUGCCAUACUAUGAGAAAGCCAUUAAGAAAAUGCUCCCUAAGACAUAUCUCCGCAAACAUGUAGCCCAAGAAAUGUAUGUUGCGUUGACUCACUUCCAAAGCCUUGUGCCCAUGCUGGAUAGAUAUGUUUACAAUGAUGGAACCACAAAAAACUUGAUGAGUCUAACCGGAACCAUUCCUGUCAUGUUUGAAGACAAGACCUACAACAUUCCUGUAUGCCUGUGGAUUGAGGAAAGCUACCCCCAAACUGCUCCCAUCUGCUAUGUCAGACCCACAUGUGAGAUGAUGGUCCUCACCAGUAAAUACAUCUCUAGCAAUGGUGAAGUCAUGCUGCCUUACCUGGAGGAGUGGAAUAAUGGUGAUUGUGACUUACUUAGCCUACUGCAGGUGAUGGUUGUCAUGUUCGGAGACUUCCCUCCCGUAUGCAUGCAGACUAAUUCAGAGUCCGAACAAGCCCCUUGUUGGCUACAGUUCAACAGACAAGCAGAGGUGCUUUCAAAUACAGAUGGAAGUACAGAUGAAGUGCAUCUGCAAAUAGCCAGAGAAGAUGGUCUACCUUUCCAGCAAGACAAUGAAACCAACUGUUAGCCUUGUGGAAUUUGAAAAUGAUUUAUUUUUACUGUUUGUGUGUUGGCUGU